Molecule: messenger RNA, 1726 nt
Organism: Liolophura sinensis
Lineage: Eukaryota; Metazoa; Mollusca; Polyplacophora; Chitonida; Chitonidae
Product: chymotrypsinogen B-like
Exons: 7
Coding region: 1-1245 (414 amino acids)
Biological process (GO): proteolysis
Molecular function (GO): serine-type endopeptidase activity
Source: RefSeq, a predicted model, not a curated record
AUGAGUUUUAAUGAAGAAAGUUUGAAAUUCUGGGUCAGAGGACACAAGGAGACAGGUGGUGAUGAGGCUGCGAGUAACGUUCUCUUGUCGCUGCCCGACACCCCUCCCAGCUGCCGGCAUAGAAAGGCCCAGAUUUUGACGGUCAGCGUAUGUGAAGAUAUCAAGAUUUUUAUGGCUUCUUCUCACAGGCUGGGUCAGCCGUCAAAGGCGAUCGAAGAGUCUGGGAAAAUCAAAGACGUUUUUCAGGACAGCAGACCCUUGAGCUCACUCCUUGAACAAAUCGAUCCCAAGAGAUCAAGUACUGGGAAUGGGGCCUUCAAUGAGCACAUCAAAUCUUCUUCCAACAGCCGCUUUGAUCAUCACAAGUCUGCACUCGGUCACAUGGAAGCGUCUCCCCGAAUUCUGCAUGGUCACCCAGCUACCAAAGGACGAUGGCCCUGGAUGGGGGAGAUACUGUAUAAGGGUAAUCACGGGUGCGGGGCAGUGCUCAUUUCAUCGACUUGGGCUAUUACUGCUGGGCACUGUGUUAGGACUGCCACAGCGUUUGGAAGUUGGGGACUGCUGCUCAGGGUUGGGGAACUGGACAGACAGUCAAUCAGUGGAUCAGAAAGGGACUACUUUGUGAAACGGAUAAUUAAGCAUCCACUAUUCGAUAAAGACGAUGGAAGCGAUGUGGAAAACGAUAAUGACAUAGCGUUGCUGGAAUUAGCUUACCCAAUAGCAGAUAUCCCUGGGGUGACUCCCAUUUGUCUGCCUGGUCCCGGGAUGGUGGAUCAGUUUGCGGGCGGCGACUGUUGGGGUACUGGUUGGGGCAAAACCGACGGAAAUGAUCCCAGUAAACUGCAGGAAGUGAAGAUGACGGUUCACACGACAGCCGCGUGCUCACGUGAUUACGGUGGGCGUGUGUCUGGACGACAGCUUUGUGCCGGAGGGGGAAACGUGUCGGCGUGUUCAGUAAGUAUGAGGGUUUACCAGCUCUUUGGCGGCAUGGACCCGCCGUCACAAGAAGACACAGCAUAUAGGCCAAUAACGAAUGUUGGAAUAUCAAGACGAUUAAGGGGGGACUCGGGUAGUCCGUUGUCAUGUGUCAAGGACGGAUGGUGGCACGUGGCCGGCGUUGUCUCCUGGGGAGAUGAUUACUGCAGAGGGCGGCCGUCAGUUUACACCCGGAUUUCCGCGCACCUCGACUGGAUCCGCAGAACUACCGGAUUAGGAAAAGUAUCCGCACCAGUUGUAGGGUACUAAAGUUGGCAAAGAGAUUAUAUUUUCCGAUAAAGUCGAUUGUGUGGAUAUUCUCUCGAAAUAUAUCACCAGUCAUCAGUGUUCGGCAAUGUUUGUAUCCCAAAGAAAGAAGUUAUCAGUCAUCAGUGUUCCGCAAUGUUUGUAUCCCAAAGAAAGAAGUUAUCAGUCAUCAGUGUUCCGCAAUGUUUGUAUCCCAAAGAAAGAAGUUAUCAGUCAUCAGUGUUCCGCAAUGUUUGUAUCCCAAAGAAAGAAGUUAUCAGUCAUCAGUGUUCCGCAAUGUUUGUAUCCCAAAGAAAGAAGUUAUCAGUCAUCAGUGUUCGGCAAUGUUUGUAUCCCAAAGAAAGAAGUUAUCAGUCAUCAGUGUUCCGCAAUGUUUGUAUCCCAAAGAAAGAAGUUAUCAGUCAUCAGUGUUCGGCAAUGUUUGUAUCCCAAAGAAAGAAGUUAUCAGUCAUCAGUGUUCCGCAAUGUUUGUAUCCCAAAGAAA